CUCAACACAUCUAAAUACAAAAUGACGCGCACCAAGAAGAGCGCCUACAAGCCAGGAGCCAAGGAGAGAGCAGACAAAGCCGCAGCUGCGAACCCUCAAUCUUACAAUGCUCCCACAACGACAGAAGGAGGCAUUCCGCAAUGGAAGCUCGGCAAGCCGAAAGACUUCUACGAUAGAUUCGUCAGCAAACGCCAGCCUGCCGUAAUCCAGGGCAAACUCGAAGACCUUGAGUUCGUCACCAAGAACUGGUCUAAGGUCGACUACCUGCGCGAAACAGCUGGAGAUGCACCCGUCAAGGUCGAGCCUAUGCACAAGGAGAAGAAGCGCUACGGAACCGACGUCGAGCGCGUUGACACGACAUUUGGCGCCUUCCUCGAUUCCCUGAAGGAAGAGAAGGACGAAUACGACUAUCUCACGACCCAAUACUCCGACGAUGAAGACGACUUGGACGACGAUGAUGAGGACGACGAGGAUUAUGAUAAAGAGAAGGAAGACCAACACAACGAGAUCGCGAGUGGUACAUUUCCUCAACCCAUCCGCGCUCUCUUGACCAAGGAAGUCCCCAUGCGCCCCGAGGUCAUGGGCAACCUUGUGCUCCAACAGAUGAACAUUUGGCUUGGAAAGAGCAAGGCCGGCACGAGCUCAGGCCUGCACCACGACUUCCACGACAACCUCUACGUCUUGCUCAAGGGUCGCAAACGAUUCGUUUUAUACCCACCUUCCGCCGUCCACCAUCUCGACACCUACGGCAAGGUCAAGAAGAUCCACACGAACGGCUUGAUUGCCUACAAGCAGCCUGGAGAGGACGAGGAGGAUGACGACGACGAGGAAGCGAAUGAAGCCGACCAAAUCAGAGCUGAUGGUCUUGUCGAGAGAGAUGCCGCUGCUCUGAAAGUUCAGGCCUUGGAAGAGAAAAUGGACAAAUUCGAAGCGACUGGAAAGACAAAGGGCCUUGAUAAGGUCCAGAAAGAGUAUGGCGAGGCUGUUGAGCGUCUUAUGAAGUACCAGACCGCCGACUUUGGCGAACUCGGCGAAGACGACUUUGACGAAGCUGACGGAGAGUUGGACGGAAGAGACACCAAGACCGCAAAGGCUGGUGCAGAAGACGACCAAGACUCGGAUGCCAACGACGACGACUCGGACGCCGAUCUCCUCGAAGCGCUUGAAAAGGCCCAGAACGGCCAACUCGACGACCUCGGCGAUGAUGAGGAUGCAUCAGACCUCGACCUGAUGGAAGCUCUUGAGAAUGCACAAGGCGAAGACGGUCCAUCCGAGCCCCUCUCAUUCUCUCAAGUCUCGACACAAGAAUUGCAUUCGCAUCUCGGUCUCACCUCGCCCCAGAAGACCUCUGACGCUCUCGAGAAGGCAGGGAAGCCCUACAUUGUAGACCUCAAGGCUGGUGACAUGUUGUACCUGCCCACCAGUUGGUUCCACGAGGUCACUUCGUUCAGCGAUGAGAGUGACGACAACUUGCACAUUGCUCUCAACUACUGGUUCCAUCCUCCGGAUGCAGCUUUGACAAAAUUCGAACACCCAUACUCGGAUAUCACCUUGUGGAAGUUUAUGGAAGAGAAGGUGAAGAGCGCAUACCACAGUCUGGUCGAGAAUGAGGACGAUGACGAGGAGGAGUAA
Messenger RNA from Aureobasidium pullulans EXF-150, 1632 nucleotides. Its product is annotated as Clavaminate synthase-like protein. The record is from RefSeq and is a predicted model, not a curated record. NCBI's taxonomy places the organism in Eukaryota, Fungi, Ascomycota, Dothideomycetes, Dothideales, Saccotheciaceae. Bases 22 to 1632 code for a protein of 536 amino acids. Gene Ontology annotation, molecular function: 2-oxoglutarate-dependent dioxygenase activity. The transcript is spliced from 2 exons.